Molecule: messenger RNA, 2190 nt
Organism: Zingiber officinale
Lineage: Eukaryota; Viridiplantae; Streptophyta; Magnoliopsida; Zingiberales; Zingiberaceae
Product: beta-galactosidase 15-like
Exons: 17
Coding region: 154-2190 (678 amino acids)
Biological process (GO): carbohydrate metabolic process
Cellular component (GO): cell wall; vacuole
Molecular function (GO): beta-galactosidase activity
Source: RefSeq, a predicted model, not a curated record
CACUUCCUUUGCUCACUCGGUAGUCGCAACUCCUAUAUAUUAUCCGCCCAAUUUCCCCCCCUCAAACAAUCCAUAGUCUCCUUCUCAUCUCUCUUCCGAUCGAUUUCGUGGCGGAGUGGGGUAUGAUCUGAAGAGGAACCACCGAGGAGGGAGAUGCUGGGGUUUCCGAUCGACCACGGGGUUCCCUUCGUCGCCGCUUUCGUUGCGGCGACGUUGUGGGCGGCGGCGACGGCGGCCGUCUUCUUCGAACCCUUCAAUGUCAGCUACGACCACCGGGCCAUCAUAAUCGGAGGAAACCGUCGCAUGCUCAUAUCCGCUGGGAUCCAUUACCCCCGAGCGACGCCUGAUAUGUGGCCUGGGUUGAUAGCUAAGAGCAAAGAAGGUGGUGCUGAUGUUAUACAAACAUAUGUAUUCUGGAAUGGGCAUGAACCAGUCAGAGGUCAGCAGUAUAAUUUUCAAGGAAGAUAUGAUCUCGUAAAGUUUGCAAAGUUCAUUGGUUCACAAGGAUUAUUCCUUCAUCUCCGAAUUGGCCCUUAUGUUUGUGCUGAGUGGAAUUUUGGGGGUUUCCCUGUUUGGUUGAGGGACAUUCCUGGCAUCAUAUUUCGAACAAAAAAUAAACCUUUUGAGGACGAAAUGCAAAGGUUUGUCAAAAAGAUUGUUGAUCUGAUGAAGCAGGAAAUGUUAUUUUCAUGGCAAGGUGGUCCGAUCAUUUUAUUGCAGAUUGAGAAUGAAUAUGGAAACAUUGAAGGCCAUUUUGGUCAAGGUGGCAAGGACUAUGUUAAAUGGGCUGCUGAUAUGGCUCUUAGCCUCGGCGCAGGUGUGCCAUGGGUAAUGUGCAGGCAAACUGAUGCUCCUGAAACCAUCAUUGAUUCCUGCAAUGCAUUUUAUUGUGAUGGUUUUAGGCCAAAUUCUUAUAGUAAACCAGCACUUUGGACAGAGGACUGGAAUGGAUGGUUUGCUUCUUGGGGUGGAAGGGUGCCUCAUAGACCUGUUCAAGACAAUGCAUUUGCAGUUGCUCGUUUCUUUCAAAGGGGAGGAAGCUAUCAUAACUAUUACAUGUUUUUUGGUGGAACGAAUUUUGGCCGGACAGCUGGUGGUCCCUUGCAAACAACUAGUUAUGAUUAUGAUGCUCCAAUAGAUGAAUAUGGCCUUUUAACCCAACCUAAGUGGGGACAUUUGAAGGAUCUACAUGCAGCUAUUAAGCUUUGUGAACCAGCUCUUGUUGCUGUUGAUGAUGGACCACAAUAUGUUAAACUGGGUCCAAUGCAAGAAGCACAUAUAUAUGCUAGUGAAUUUGUAGACACAAGCAAAAGUGUCUCAGAGAAUGUGAGCAUUUGCUCAGCUUUUCUUGCAAAUAUCAAUGAACAAAAAACAGUUACUGUGAACAUUUUUGGUGGAACUUAUACUCUUCCGCCCUGGUCUGUGAGCAUUUUGCCUAAUUGCAUACACACUGCUUUCAACACUGCGAAGGUGACUAGUCAAACUUCAAUCAAAACUAUCAAAUCUGCUUCUCCUAGCUAUUCAAAUGCAACUAAACAUGGACAUGUAGUGCCAUAUAACGAAAACACUCUUUUUUCAAAUAAGUGGGGGACCUUUCAAGAGCCAAUUGGCACAUGGGGCAAUAACAGUUUCACAGCUCAAGGCAUAUUUGAGCAUUUGAAUGUUACGAAGGACAUCUCUGAUUAUUUAUGGUACUCUACCAGAUUAAACAUCACCGAGGAAGAUCUUGCAUUUUGGGAGAAAGAGGACAUACUUCCAAUACUUACAAUUAACAAAACACGUGAUAUGGUUCAAGUGUUUGUGAAUGGCCGUCUUUCAGCCAGUAAAGUUGGUAAUUGGAUUCCAGUAGAGCAGCCUAUUCAUCUGGUUGAAGGAUCAAAUGAUUUAGUUUUAUUGUCUGAGACUGUUGGCUUGCAGAAUUAUGGUGCUUUCCUGGAGAAAGAUGGAGCAGGAUUUAGAGGAGAAAUGAAACUCAGCGGUUUCAAAAAUGGGGAUGUCAACCUUUCUAAUUUUUUGUGGACAUAUCAGGUAGGACUGAUGGGGGAGCAUACAGAGAUAUAUUCCCCUGAGAAUCAAGAGAAUGUAGAUUGGAAAGACUUGGAGUUUGAUUCAGUUUCAUCCUCCUUCACAUGGUACAAGCAGCAAAUUUCAAGUAACAGUCAAAGUGAUAGUCCUAUAUUCCAAGUCUAG